AUGAAAAAACUUCAAGACGCCGCUGAAAAGAAGAAACAAGAAGACGAGGCUCAAAAGAAAAGGUGCGAAGAGGAAGCUCUUAAGAAAAAAGAAGAGGCUCUAAAAAAUAAAUGCGAAGCGGAAGCUCAGCAGAAAAAGUGCCAAGAACUUAAGAAAAAGGCGGAAGAGGACGCUCUCAGAAAAAGGUGUGAAAUGAAAAAAAUUCAAGAUGCCGCUGAUAAGAAGAAACAAGAAGAAGAGGCUCUAAAAAAGAAAUGCGAAGAGGAAGCUCAGCAGAAAAAGUGCCAAGAACUCAAGAAAAAGGAGGAAGAGGACGCUCUCAGAAAAGGUGCGAAAUGA
Messenger RNA from Drosophila virilis, 339 nucleotides. RefSeq names its product axoneme-associated protein mst101(1)-like. NCBI's taxonomy places the organism in Eukaryota, Metazoa, Arthropoda, Insecta, Diptera, Drosophilidae. The record is from RefSeq and is a predicted model, not a curated record.